AUGUGUUGCGCCCUACCAUGGGCAUCACGCAAGUUGCGGCAAUACAUGCUCUAUUUCACCACAUGGCUCAUUUCCCACAUGGAUCCCAUUAAGUACAUCUUUGAAAAGCCAGCUCUCACUAGGAAGAUCUCCCGUUGGCAAAUGUUCCUCUCCGAGUUCAACAUUGUAUUUGUGACCAGAAAGGCCAUCAAGGGCCAAGCCAUAGCCGACUACCUAGCGGAUCAACCGCUAAAUGAUCUAGAACUUUCAAAAUCCUUUUUCCUUAACGAGGAUGUCAUGGUACUAGAGCUAGAACCAGAAAAUGUGGAACUGUGGUGUUGGAAGCUUUAUUUUGAUGGAGUCGCCAAUUCUACCGGAAAUGGAGUGGAAGCAGUCUUAGUUUCUCCCAAGGGCCAGCAAAUCCCUGUGUUAGUCAAACUGAACUUCGGUUGCACCAACAACGUCACAGAAUACGAAGCAUGCAUAGUCGGCUUGCAAGUGGCCCUAGAGUUGCCUAUGACUUGA
Messenger RNA from Quercus lobata, 504 nucleotides. RefSeq lists its product as uncharacterized. NCBI's taxonomy places the organism in Eukaryota, Viridiplantae, Streptophyta, Magnoliopsida, Fagales, Fagaceae. Gene Ontology annotation, molecular function: nucleic acid binding. The record is from RefSeq and is a predicted model, not a curated record. Bases 1 to 504 code for a protein of 167 amino acids. The transcript has a single exon.